AUGUAUUUGAAUUCAAUUUUCAAAUCUCUAUCUCGUUUCUCAUACAUCAAAAAAAACUUUAGUUAUGAAAACCUCUAGGACGUGGAAAUAAUCACUAGAGAUUAUUGGGGUAGUUUGAGAAACAUUCUAAAAUCAUUUUCAAAUCACAAAAUUAAUUUAACAGAUAUUGAGCCUCUUAAAUUAAGCAGAACACACAAGGGGUAGAAUAUUGUAGUAAAAUUGACAUUUGAAAAGGUUGAAGAUAAAAAGUAUAAUGAAUUGAUAUACGAUUUGCAAUAGAGAUAUGAUUAAGUUCUGAUAAAUAAUGAUAUGUCUGUACCUUCAGUCCCAUGGUAUCCAAGAACAGAUGAAGAUCUAAAAACAAUUGGUACAAUUAUGGAAGUCAAUGAAGAAAAUAAUUAAGAUCAUCCAUAAUUCAAGGAUAUUGAAUACAGAAAGAGAAGAGAAGAAAUUGCAAAACUCUCAUAAGCUCAUCUGGUUGGAGAACCAGUCCCUUAUAUCAAUUAUACAGAGUAAGAGGAAUAAACAUGGAAGAAAAUCUACACAAUAUUAAGAGAAAAGGUUAAUUUAGUGAUGUCUUAAAGAUAUUUGAAUAAUUUUGUGAAAAUUGAAAAUGCUCUUGGAUUCAAAUACAAAAUUCCUUAAUUAAGAGACAUUGAUGCAUACUUAAGAGCCGAAACUGGAUUUAGAAUCAAAGCCACUCAUGGAAUACUUAGUUAAAGAGAAUUCUUAAAUGCUCUUGGACAUAGAGUGUUUUGUUGCACAUAAUAUAUAAGACAUCAUUCAACUCCAGAGUAUACACCUGAACCUGAUAUCGUCCAUGAACUUGUUGGUCAUGUACCACUGUUCGCUGAUAAAGAAGUGGCAGAUCUUUCAUAAGAAUUAGGCAUCUUAUCUUGUGGUGCAAAGAAAUAAGAUCUCAGUAGACUGGGCACUUUAUAUUGGUUUACUCUUGAAUUUGGUGCUUAUAAGGAGAAUGGAUUUAUCAAAGGAUAUGGAGCAGGAAUUGCAAGUUCAAUUGGAGAGUGCGAUCAUUUCCCUAAGGCAAAAUAUGAAAAAUUCGAUCCUUUUAUUCAUGCUGAUCGUAGCUAUCCUAUUCAAACUGUGUAACCUACCUACAUGUACACUGAAAGCUUUGAUGAUGCUAUGCAAAGUUUGAUUAUUUUUGGGAAAAGUCUACAGAAACCCUUUGGUUUGUAUUAUGACUUCAUUGACAAGGAACUUAAAUCAACCAGAAGAAUUAAGACUCAUCUAAAUGAUUAAUGA
This is a messenger RNA of Paramecium tetraurelia, 1266 nucleotides long. RefSeq lists its product as uncharacterized. NCBI's taxonomy places the organism in Eukaryota, Ciliophora, Oligohymenophorea, Peniculida, Parameciidae. The transcript is spliced from 4 exons. The record is from RefSeq and is a predicted model, not a curated record. Gene Ontology annotation, molecular function: iron ion binding; oxidoreductase activity, acting on paired donors, with incorporation or reduction of molecular oxygen, reduced pteridine as one donor, and incorporation of one atom of oxygen. Gene Ontology annotation, biological process: aromatic amino acid metabolic process.